AACCCUAUCCUUUAUAUUCUUACCACACUUUCGUCGUGCCAAUCCUUCCUCGCAUUUACAACCUGUGCAUUAUACUAUACUGUGUGUUAUUUGACCGUGAAGCAAGCAAACAGUUCGGUUUGGUGACAUCGUACUCCGUUGUUAUACUGUCUUUGUUUCAACGUCAUAUUAGUUCAAUAUCGUAGACCAAUGAAACACGCAAUAAUUGCAUCAUUAAUAGUUUUCUUAAUUACUGGUUCCUCGAGUCUACAAUUAAUAAAAGAAUGGAACUUUCUGACAUUUGAUUUCCCGCCACAAUUGGCGGCUCAUAAUUUUAAACCAGAAGCUACAGUGCCCACUGGUAUUGAGAUAACUAACGACAGGAUAUUCAUCUCUAUUCCGAGGUUAAGAUCUGGAGUUCCUGCUACAUUAACCUCCAUUCCCAUCAAUAAUCCAAAAGAUAUAAGUCCGGUUCUUCAAGCGUACCCUGAUUGGACUCUACAUGGUGCUGGGAGUGGAAAUUAUAACUGUUCUGGACUUAUAUCGGUCUACAGAACUAGAAUAGAUUCCUGUAAUAGACUUUGGGUAUUAGACGCUGGGACUUUGGACACCAUUGAAAACUUUAGAAGAGCUUGUCCACCAAAGAUAUUGAUAUUUGAUUUAAAGACUGAUCAAGUUGUAAGGACUAUUGUCUUUCCUAGGGAGGUAAUUCAGGCAGCCUCCAUAUUUACUAACCUUAUCAUAGAUGAAAGUAUUCAAGGAAAAUGUGACUCGGCUUUUGUGUAUAUUAGCGACACUAUAGCACCAGGAAUCGUAGUCUACGAUGGCUCUAGCGACAAAACAUGGAGAGUUUCAGACCCGUCAAUGUAUCCUAAUCCAGAUUAUGCGAACAUAAACAUAGCGGGAGAACAAUUUUCUCUGAUGGAUGGAAUAAUAGGAUUGGCGCAUUCACCUCAGGUUGCUACGGUGUUUUACCAAGCAGUUGCAACUGAUAGAAUAUUUAGUAUUCCAACAGCAACAUUAACGAAAGGACCCCCAGCUGAAUUUGAGAAAAUUCCGAUAAUGGUAGCGGGAAAGAAAUCAUCCCAAGGACUUCCUCUGGCGAUUAAUGAAGAUGAUAACACUUUGUUCUUUAGUCCAAUGACAGAAACGUCUAUCGCCGCUUGGAAUGUUGUCAAUAAUAAUCAGCAGGUGCUAGUGUCAGAUCCAGUCAAUCUUCAGUUUGUUGCAGAACUUCGCUGGAAGAAUAAUGGAUAUCUUUAUAUACUAAGUUCACGUUUCCAUAAAUUCUUUAAAAGGACCGUUACUCCAAACGAAACGAAUAUAAGAAUUUUAAGAAUACCUUUGAAGCCAACAGUUUCCCGUUUUUCAGGAUUUAGUCCCAACUUUUAUUUUAAGUGAUCAAAAAUAAUAUAUUGUUAUUUUAAUUUUAAUAAAAUACUAAGUGUAGAAA
Messenger RNA from Diabrotica virgifera virgifera (western corn rootworm), 1432 nucleotides. Its product is annotated as protein yellow-like. Lineage: Eukaryota; Metazoa; Arthropoda; Insecta; Coleoptera; Chrysomelidae. Gene Ontology annotation, cellular component: extracellular region. The coding region runs from base 190 to 1380 and encodes 396 amino acids. The transcript has 6 exons. The record is from RefSeq and is a predicted model, not a curated record.